CAGUGAUUUUGAUCGAAUGCGCUAUGCACCUGGGUGUGCACGCGUUCAUUAAUACGAAGUGACCAUCGAAAGGGUUUGCCAGCGGAAACAAGUGGAAACGCACUGGAAGCGGCAUUGGGAGAGAAGGUGCCGCCUUCAGCCUCAGGAGCAGGCUUGGGCUGCAUUCCACUGUGUUUUCACCAUGUGGAUUCUCAAAGCAAGCAGAAUCCGUGGCGUCGGGCUGAGCUGGCUGCCAUCUGUUCCACUUUUGUCUGAUGUGCUAGCUGGUGGUUCACAACCUGGGGUGCCUGAUCGGCUUUUCUCCAAUGGGAAGGCAUCCAUUAGCAGUGCCUCAGCUGCAUCCAGCCAGACCGCUGCCAUCAAGCAGCUGCGGGAGCGAACGGGUGCGCCCAUGCUGGACGUGAAGAAGGUGCUUGCGCAGUGUGCUUGGGAUCAAGAUGCCGCCUUCACCGAGCUUCGCAAGAAGGGCCUAGCAGCUGCCAGCAGAAAGACGUCCCGAACUGCCGCCGAGGGUCUGGUUGGCGUCUCACACGACGCCCACUCAGCAGUGGUCGUCGAGCUGAACAGCGAGACCGACUUUGUGGCCCGCAACCCGAAGUUCCAGGCCUUGGUGCAAUCGAUCGCAGAGGCAGCCAAAACGGCGGGAACGAGUGAGGAAGGAGCUGGCGGGGCGGCGAGCGGUGUUGUUUCUGAUUUGGAGUCAAGUAAGCUAGAUGCUCCACCAGCGGGCCUCACUGCUGCAACAGUCGGCGAUGCUGUCAAGGAGCUAGCUGCGACGGUGGGGGAAAACGUGCGGCUUCGACGAGCCUUCCGGCUAGAGUCCCCGUCCGGCAUAGUUGCCUCGUACCUGCAUACCAGCCCACAACCAGGUCUCGGCCGGAUAGCAGCCCUCGUCGCCCUCCACACCUCCGAACCCCCCGCCUCUAGUUCCGCCCUCCAAGACCUCGGCUCCAAGCUGGCCAUGCACAUCGUAGCUGCGCGCCCGGUCGCCGUAACGCGAGAGGGCGUCCCCGAGGAAGCAUUACAGCGCGAGCGGGAGAUCUUGCGGGCGCAAGCACAGCAGUCCGGGAAGCCCGAGUCGGUGGUUGCCAAGAUGAUCGAGGGCCGGUUACGGAAAUUCUACGAGGACGUCGUACUGCUCGAUCAAAAGCUAGUCAUGGAUGAGAGUAAAAAGGUCAGCAAGUUGCUUGAGGAGGCCAGUAGAGAAGCGGGGUCGCAGAUUACGGUCACAGGGUUCGUGCGGGUUCAAGUAGGAGAGGGGAUUGAGAAAGAGGAGAAAGACUUUGCGAAAGAGGUUGCGGCGCAAGCGAGCAAGAGCGCAUGAUUAAGGUUUACCAAAGAAGACACUAUUACUGGGACUGUUGAGCCUGCUGCGAAACAUUGAUGUGCUGAAUGAGUGACUACGGAACUCGAGGACCGUUUAAGCAACUCCGACUCGACCAUCUUUUGCUUCUUACUGAGCUUAAAUAAUUGUAUGCAUUGAUGGGUUAUGUGAUGUAUACUAACC
Klebsormidium nitens is the source of this 1507-nucleotide messenger RNA. The record is from the annotation of a GenBank genome assembly. Lineage: Eukaryota; Viridiplantae; Streptophyta; Klebsormidiophyceae; Klebsormidiales; Klebsormidiaceae.